GGCGUAGAUAGCCGUGCGUAGCUCUUCAAUUCAAGGUACCGCUGUAUGAAACAAGCUCUCUCAUUCCUUCUCUACACACAUCACGAUGGCCACCAGAUCAGUGCCGAAUCUCUCCUCAGAAGCGGCGGCAGUGGCUGCAAAUGCAGCCCAAGAGAAGGCCAAGUCAAUGGGGAUUGACUUCAACAUAGCCAUCGUAGACGCUUCGCUUUAUCUCCUCCACUUCGUCCGAAUGCCCAACGCGAAGCUUACCUCGAUCGAUAUCUCCAUCAACAAAGCCUUCACAGCAGCUGGUCAUCGCGUGCCUACAGCAACAUAUUCGACAGGUACCAAAAACUUCUUGCCUGGCGGCCCCGGAUACGGCAUUCAUAAUUCGAACGGUGGGAGGUUCACGUUGAUUGGAGGUGGAGUUCCAGUACAGAUUGACGGCCAGGUUGUAGGAGCUAUUGGAGUGAGCACAGGCACACCGGCGCAAGAUGUUGAGGUUGCGCAGGCUGGUGUGGAUGCAAUAAAUGCUUGGAUCAAGAGGAGGGAAGGGUCGAAGCUGUGAGAUAGUAGCCAAGAUAUGGACACAAAAUCGUGACUUGAUCAUGCAUACGCUUGCUGAUAUUAAUACGCUAUAUGGGAUAUUUCCGACG
This is a messenger RNA of Pseudocercospora fijiensis CIRAD86, 635 nucleotides long. RefSeq lists its product as uncharacterized. The record is from RefSeq and is a predicted model, not a curated record. NCBI's taxonomy places the organism in Eukaryota, Fungi, Ascomycota, Dothideomycetes, Mycosphaerellales, Mycosphaerellaceae. Bases 86 to 547 code for a protein of 153 amino acids. The transcript has 2 exons.